AUGGUGACUGGAAAUCACACCGCAACACCUGGCUUCAUCCUCUUGGGAUAUUCCAACCUCACGAACCUGCAGGGUUUGCUCUUUGUGGUCUUCUUGGUCAUCUACAUGGUGAUCCUGCUUGGGAAUGGUGUCAUUGUCUUGGUCACGGUGUUGGACUCUGCCCUGCACACCACCAUGUAUUUCUUCCUCAGGAACUUGUCCUUUGUGGAGAUCUGCUACACCUCAGUCACCCUGCCCAAGAUGGUGGCCAGUUGCCUGGCAGAGGAUGGAAGUAUCUCAUUCAUCGGCUGUGCUGCCCAGAUGUAUUUCUUACUUUUACUAGGUGGCACAGAGUGUUUCCUUCUGGCGGCCAUGGCCUAUGACCGUUACAUGGCCAUAUGUAACCCCCUGCAUUACACACUUAUUGUCAACAGGGAGGUUUGUGCUAGGAUGGUAGCCGGGUCCUGGCUUGUCAACAUCCCGGUUCAUUUUGGGCAGACAUAUUUGGUGUUUUCUUUGCCCUUCUGUGGGUCUCGUGAAAUUAACCAUUUCUUCUGUGACAUCCCCCCUCUGCUGGAGCUGUCCUGCGUGGACACCUAUAGGAAUAAAAUUGCUUUGUUUAUGGCAGUUCUGCUAUUCAUAAUCACCCCUUUUAUCUUAAUUGUUAUCUCUUAUAUUAAAAUUGCCAGCACAGUUUUGAAGAUGCCUUCAUCUGAGGGCAGACACAAGACCUUCUCCACCUGCUCCUCACACCUCACUGUGGUGACUCUAUUCUAUUGCUCUGGUAUGAUAGCGUAUUUGAGACCCAAGUCAAGGAACUCAGAGGACACUGAAAAACUGCUCUCUCUGUUUUAUACCAUUGUGACUCCGCUGUUCAACCCCUUCAUAUAUAGUCUGAGGAACAAGGAAGUGAAAGCCUCCCUAAGGAAAUUAGUAGGUAAAAAAUGAUUCCACAAAAUACACCACAUAUUCCUCAAAUAAUGUUGUAGAUUCCUCUAAAGACAAUGCAGAACCCACAAGAUAAAUUUCUGGUUCCUCAAGAGUAGUUCU
This is a messenger RNA of Mauremys mutica (yellowpond turtle), 1029 nucleotides long. RefSeq names its product olfactory receptor 10A5-like. Gene Ontology annotation, cellular component: membrane. Bases 1 to 927 code for a protein of 308 amino acids. The transcript has a single exon. Gene Ontology annotation, biological process: G protein-coupled receptor signaling pathway. The record is from RefSeq and is a predicted model, not a curated record. NCBI's taxonomy places the organism in Eukaryota, Metazoa, Chordata, Testudines, Geoemydidae. Gene Ontology annotation, molecular function: olfactory receptor activity; G protein-coupled receptor activity.